CAGGCUAACAUACCCAAACUGCUCGAUCAUUACCAGAACCCGAGAAAUGUCGGUUCCCUCGAUCGUAAGUCAGUUGAUGUUGGAUCUGGUCUAGUUGGAGCUCCUGCUUGCGGGGAUGUUAUCCGCUUGGACAUUCAGGUCGAUGAGAAGACUGGAACAAUCACCAAAUCGGCUUUCAAGACAUUUGGAUGCGGCAGCGCCAUUGCCUCGAGCUCAUAUCUCACUACGCUGCUAGCAGGAAAGACAUUGGAAGAGGCCGGCAAGAUUCAAAAUACACAAAUUGCAAAUGAACUUUGCCUACCACCUGUCAAACUUCACUGCUCCUUGCUCGCCGAAGACGCCAUUAAAGCUGCUAUCAAGAACUACCAAUCCAAGCGACCUGGCGUCGCGGCCACAAAUCUGGCCGAUACGACAAAGGCUUUCAAGGAAACUGCCGCUCAAGCUUAA
Talaromyces proteolyticus is the source of this 447-nucleotide messenger RNA. Its product is annotated as putative iron-sulfur cofactor synthesis protein. Gene Ontology annotation, biological process: intracellular iron ion homeostasis; iron-sulfur cluster assembly. NCBI's taxonomy places the organism in Eukaryota, Fungi, Ascomycota, Eurotiomycetes, Eurotiales, Trichocomaceae. Gene Ontology annotation, cellular component: cytoplasm; mitochondrial matrix. Gene Ontology annotation, molecular function: ferrous iron binding; 2 iron, 2 sulfur cluster binding. The record is from RefSeq and is a predicted model, not a curated record. The annotation marks the transcript as partial. The transcript is spliced from 5 exons.